AUGUCCUCGUCCUCAUUUUCCAGUCCAUGGAAGGCAAGGGAAGAGGCAGGAGAAGGGCCGCGAUCCGAUCAAUCAGUUGAUGAACAUCGUUCCGUUCUCCGAACUGCCCAUGCCCAUGCUUGCCAGUAUGCGUGGUACCAGGGAGGGCCAGCGGAAGGCGGAUCCGGCAUGCUGAACCUCGAGCUCAAGAGGAGCCCUGGUGGAUACGAGCUUCCAGCAAUCAAGGCCAUGCUAGCACGGAUGAGGUAG
Messenger RNA from Nannizzia gypsea CBS 118893, 249 nucleotides. RefSeq lists its product as hypothetical. The record is from RefSeq and is a predicted model, not a curated record. NCBI's taxonomy places the organism in Eukaryota, Fungi, Ascomycota, Eurotiomycetes, Onygenales, Arthrodermataceae. The coding region runs from base 1 to 249 and encodes 82 amino acids. The transcript is spliced from 2 exons.